This is a messenger RNA of Porites lobata, 3789 nucleotides long. NCBI's taxonomy places the organism in Eukaryota, Metazoa, Cnidaria, Anthozoa, Scleractinia, Poritidae. The record is from the annotation of a GenBank genome assembly.
AUGGAUAGAAGAGACCAGUAUAAGACUACUGGCAGUGACAUAGCAUCGCAAAGAAGUAAACGAAGGGAUCAGGAAUCUGAAAUUCGAAAGCAAAAACGCGAAAAACUUUUGAGCUCGAAACGCAUUCGUUUUUCAGAGGUGGAGGGCAACUGUAAUGUUGAAGAGUUUACGAUUGAGCAAGUACAACAGUUGGCAAGGGCGAUUCAGAAAUCUGACAAAAAUAAUCUUAACAAUCUUAAAAACUUACGAAAGGCAUUUGCUCAAGGUAGUGAGCUCAUAAGUGCUUUUUUGGGGGUAGAAAACAGCUUGCGAUCCAUGGUGGGACAUUUGACUGGAAACAAUGCUCAGUUUCAAUUUGAAUCAGCUUGGUGCAUUACUAACUUAGCUACGGGAGAUCACGAGGAUACUAUGAAAGUGUUGAAAGCUUCCGCUGUUUACUUGAUUACUUAUCUGAGUGGACAGAAUGUUCAACUUCAAGAUCAAUGUGCAUGGGCAUUAGGGAAUUUCUCUGGUGAUUCCCAGGAGUGCAGGGAUAUUUUACGUGCACAAGGGAUUAUUGCACCAAUGGUCAAUCUUUUAAAGGUAUUUAACCUUAGGCAGCCGUGAAUAAUAACUCUUAGAAUAUGUUCUCCAGGUCUUCUCAGUGGUGUGUCAACCUCAAGGAAUAUAUAGGGGGAGUUAACCUGUGAUCAGGCGUUUUUUUUUUUCAGGGAAGGGGGAAAAGACGCCUGAUACAUUUACUCCACGAGUCGUCUGCCACCGCCUAAUUAAGGCAUCUGUCAUCAUUUGUGUUAUCGUGUUAGAUUUUACGGGAGCCUCAAGCGUGAAUUGUAAGUUGAUACAGUAGUUGGUAGCAGUACUCAUAGUUUUUAAGGACCAAUUUAUCACUGCUGUUAUUGUGAAUCUUGCCUUAUCGAUGCCAUGUGGUACCUUUGUUCAAGCUGUCAAGUAAAACAAAUUAGUAAUUCAUUGAAAACAGUGGUAGAAUACACAAUUGUGUAUUUUACUGGAAGGUAUUAAAAGUAUAGUAACUGAUUCUGCAGCAACAAAUCUUUCAUGGUCUUUAAUCAGUUUGCAAAAGUGCUGGUGUAAAAUUGUCAAUAAUUAUUGUUUUACGCCUGCCUGGUCUGAGCAAGAAAGUGCUGAAGAAGAAAUCGCAGAAACAACUCAUCCUCAUCAGCUGUAAAGGUUUUUCUCUGUGCAUUGUUCUUUUGAUUCACUAAAAAAGUAUUCAUCUUUUUCUUUUUAUAAGUCCUAUAAGCUUUGCUUGCAGUUAAAAGAAUUAUUCCUCGAUCAUCUUGGGGAUUCUGUCAUGAAGAGACGAAGGUGACAAAACCUAUCUAAUUGCAACGGCAGUCAGAUGUGUUGCUUGUAACCAAUCGGUGCAGAGCUCCAAAGGAUCUUUUGUUUUUCAACCAAUCAGACAAAAGUGCAGAUUCUGGACUACGGGCAGAUGAUGUGUAAAGUAAAAUUUCAGGCGUCCUUUUGCCCUCGAUCAUCUUCCAAACAAAAGGGAAGAGGGACCGCCUGAUUGCAGGUUAAGGGGGAGUGGACCAGGGGGGGACUCCAAUAUGAAAAUGACAUACUGUUAUUGCCUGUAGCCAAAAUGAAUCAAGAUAGCCAGUGUUAUUCAUUACAGCUGGAACCAGAAAUUGUGCAUUUGCUGUAGUGAUUUUAAGUUUAAAGCUCUGUUGAGUCAGAAAAGAAACAGUCGACUGGAAAACUUUCAUCAAUAUCUUAAUGCAGAGUAACAUGUGCUUAUCUUGUUUGUUUGUUCAGUGCCCAAUUUCAACAGUUGUACAGUCAGCAGCAUUCGCCCUUUCAAAUCUGGCCCGAGGAGAGCAAGUUGUCGCAGAAGAGAUGAUACAAGCAGGCAUAGCACCUUCUGUCAUCAGCCUUCUUACACCAGGGACCAGCUCUGUGGAUGUGGCUUCAGAGGUUGCUUGGGUGCUGUCAUACUUGACAUGUAAACCCCAGUGUGUGGCAGUGUUUGUAUCAGGGGGUGUUAUUCCCAUUCUUGUUCAUUAUCUGGGGUCUCUAGCACAAGAGAGACCCCAUAACCCCCAAGCAGUGACACCAAUGCUGCGAAGCUUAGGUUAGUCAACAGUACUAGUAAUUAAUGACUUACAGCUCUCUAGGGUGUAUGCAUGUGUGUGUUUUUUGCAGGGUGAGUUAAGUCUUUCAAACAAUGUAUCCUAGAAGUGUGUGGAUACUGACCAAACCACAGUGUAAACCAUGUGUAAAGUGAUGAUUUGAAGUGAAGUGUCUCAUCUAAGCCCAAAAAACUCAAUAAGCUGUCUUCCAUUUUUUUUUUUCAGGGAACAUAGCCAGUGGCCCUGAUGAGUACGGGACUCAAGCAAUGCAAAGUGGUGAGCUGGUCGUUGCAAUGACAUCAUUUCUGGAGUCCACACAUCGACAUAUAAAGAAAGAGAGUUUAUGGGUAUUGUCCAAUCUGACUGCUGGACCUACAGAACACAUUGAUGCCUUCAUUCAAGCUGGAACACUACCUCUUGUUGUGAAUUCAAUGUCAUCAACUUUUGACAUCAGAAAAGAGGUAUGAGGUAUACCGGGUAGAUUCCAUCUAAUUUUUUUCUUAUUUUUCUUUGAUUUUGUCGUGGUGUAGGUUAUAGGCUCUCAUACUUGCUUUUCUUCUCCACGAACACAUGAAAAUUUGGUUUUGUCAUCUCGGUUGAUCAAGUCAAAUUACCACUAUUGAAAUAUUGAACGCUGAUGUUAAAAUGCUGGCUUGUCUUCAGAGCGAAACCAAACCAAAUUUUGUGUUUCACUUCCCCACCACACAGCACUGACUACAAUAACUUCUUCAUCCACUAACUGAGACCUUGGAACAGGUUAGUUAUGGUGUAGCAAUGAAGCAGCUUAGCAUAGAUCUGGCUUUGUCACUCGAAGUUACACCCUUUCCUAAACCCUAACUUGAAGCACUUUGUAGCAUGUAAGACACAGUACAACAGGAAAGUACAGCUCCAUAGCUUAAUUUGAAUGGGGACACUUUAUGAUUUCAUUAACAGACUCAAAAGUGAGAGUCACCUCGUACAAGAUAUUACACAGUACAACGAGAAAGUACUGCUCAGUAGCUUUCAUUUGAAUGGUAACACUUUAGGAUUUCAUUAACAGACUCAAAAGUGAGAGUCUCCUCGUACAAGAUAAUACACCGUACAAUGAGAAAGUACUGCUCGAAAGCUUUCAUUUGAAUGGUCACACUUUAGGAUUACAGUUCAAAAGGCUCACUAGCCCUCUCUGAUAUGUACAUCAUCAAGAAUUUCCCCAAUUUAUCUCAAGUUGGUAAUGCAAAAUAAAAACCAAAAGGUUGAUGCAACUGGGACAUUGUUGUGCAGUCUAGAGGCCAGGGUCUGGAGUUAUUCUAACCUCUUCAUUUUUUUGUUUAUAAAACAGGCCUGUAUUUGCUUGUGUAAUAUUGCACAUCAUGGACCAAUUUAUGUGAAGAAUGUUCUUGACCUUGGAGCUAUGAAUUCAUUUAUCAACAUUAUUAAAUCUCCUGACCCAGAUACUAUUAUCACCGGUCUUAAGUUUAUUGAGAUGUCACUGAGAAACUUCCCAGCUUCAAAAGAAAUGUUUGAGGUUGCUGAGGGUGUGGCAUGUUUAGAGGGACUCGAAUACAGUGAUAACGAAACAGUUGCCCAGUAUGCUAAUGAGCUUUUGGACACUUACUUCAUGGAGGAAGAACCUGAUGAGGAACAUAGCGGAGUCAAUGAGACUGAACAAGGAGAGGCAUUGUCAUGGAGAUACCAAGACAGUGAGAUGACAACAUAG